AUCGUAGUAUAACAUUACGUUGUAUAUCAGAACUGUUUCUACCCCGUUAUUGUGAAUUAAAUUUUUUAAGUAAGUGUAAAGGCACCCAAUAUUUAAAUUUACCGCUAGAAGGCCUAUCGAUUACUGCGAACUGUCAACAGAAACCGGCUGAUUUUCGUGGUUCCUGUAAUAGGAGUCCACGUGAGCUACGGAAAAUUCCAGACGCAGUUUGUUUAUUUUGGUUGUUGCGCUACUACGUGUUUUUACACCUUAUCAUAUUUUAUCAGUGAAUUGCAUAACAUAAAAAUACGAUGGCAGAUACCUUUGAGCGAUUAAAGGAGUUGAAUCUGUCUCGUUGCGAAGUAGAACGUAUAGGAGAAGCAAUAAAGAAACCAGAGUUUCGGAAGUUAUUGGCAGAAUACGUCGAGGAAAUAAAAGAUCCUAAAAAUAAGGCCAUCUUCGAGAAGGAAAUAACAGAGCUCGAGAAGGAACGAGGAAACGACAUCACUUUUAUUCAUCCUAAACCGUGUUACGUUGUCAAAACUAGUGUCGACGGCAGUCAAAAAGGGUUUAUAAAUAUUUGUAGCAACGAAUUAGUCGGCAAACCAUCAUCGACACCAACUGUCAAGGAAGGAGAAAAAGGGUUGACUUGGUCGUUACCUCAUUCUUUAUCACCCCCAAGGGAAGACAUCGAUAAUAAAAGACAACAGUGCCAGGUCUUUGACGUUAUCUUCCAUCCAGACACCCUACACUUGGCAAGCAGAAACAGAGCUUUUCGCGAUAUGGUCAACAAAACGGCGCUGGAAGCUGUUGAAAACAAUUUUGGUGUAACCCUCGACAAAAAGAAUCUGAAAUUUCCCAAGCUGUCAUACAAAGGAGAGACCCACGCAAGUGUUAUUAGAAAGCCAUUAGAAAACAAGCCUGAACGUACUAUAGAAGAAAAACAAUUGUAUGAGAAAAUAUUUCAAGAUGUUGACAAAAAUCAAUCCAGUCCUAAAAAGUACAAAAAACCCAAGAAAAAUAUUCUCGAGGAUGAAAAAUCAGUGUACACUACUCCUAAAUAUUUCAUUAAACACAGAAGUCAUAUAGAGAUGGAGCAAUUUACCGAACACAAAGGAGCUAAACUGAACUCUACUGUUCCUAAGGAACUUAUUGUGGAAAUCAGUUUGCCUUUAUUGAAAUCUUCAGGAGAUAUAACUUUAGACGUUACAGAAAAAACUGUACAGGUUGUUAGUGAAAGACCUGCAAAGUACAAACUUAAUCUAACGUUACCUUAUCAAGUGAAUGAAUCCACAGGUAAUGCUAAGUUUGAUAAAGAUAAGAAAAAAUUGGUCAUUACCCUACCAGUGAAGCAGCGUGCAGCAGCAUUUGUCGAUUUCAGUGAUAGUGGCGUUGAAAGUGAUCAGUGCUCACCAGAAACUCCUGAAUCCGAAGAAGACGUUAGUGAAAAACAGUUAGUUACUGAACAUAAACCUAGUGAACCUACCAGUGAUUUAUACCUAGAGAAAUCCGUUGAUUUCCGGACUAAGUUUUUGGAUAACAGUUUGCAUUAUAAUUUACCCGAAUUCACGUGUCACGUAUUUGAAAAAACUGUUGCAUUUACAUUGAAUGUUAAAAAUGUCGAAGAAAAAUCAAUCGAGAGAGUAUUUCUUAAUUCAGACUCAUGUGUUCAUAUUAAAUUUACUAGUAUAGGAGGUAGCUUUUACCCAAGUCAUUAUGCUUUCUUUGUCAAAUUUCCUCUAGGCACGAUUGAUGAAGAAAGCACAACCGUGGAAGCCUGGGACAACAAUGUUAUACUUCAAGUACCCGUCAAUUGUGAUAAACCCAUUGUUUCUUAUCUAUAUGGUAUUAGUGAGAAUGAUCUGGUAGAGAAACAUGUGGAGGACCCGGAGAUUAUUAAUCAAGUUCUUGGAGAGGUGAAGGAAGAGGAAGAAGUGAAUGUUCCUAAGCAUACAAUAGAAAUCGUUAAAGGGAAAACAGAAAUCAAAGAAAAUGUACCAUCCAGCUUCGACGAUUCCACUUCCGUUGACAGCAAACACUCCAAAGCUAUUGACAUCGUUGGUACGUCAUACGAAUCCAGCGGUGACGAAUUAAGCUGUUGCAGCUUUAGUCCGUCUAGAAACAAAGGCAUUCUUAAAGGAAUGUCUUCUAAACGAUUCACCGUCGGGCGUAGUAUAUCGGAAUCCAGUUUGGACAAUUUCGUGUUUUCUUCUGUAGAAAACUGCUACACCAGUUUGGAUUCAGUUAUACCCGAAGAUGGAGAAGUGUCGUCUAGUGAAAAGAAGACUGUGAGGUUCAAUGAUGUUGUUAUGAGCCAGUUAUUUAGGUCCAACUCAAGUAUUUUAGGACAAAAAAAGAAAAACCAGAGGAAAGCUAGAAAUAAGAAACGUGCUCUGGAACGUCGGCACAGCGAGAGCGAAGCCUCGGGCGAUGAGAAGAAGGAGGGAGAUUUAAGGGACUGCAAUUUCAAGAAAGAAGAUAGCAUUUUUCAUUUGGAGGUGGAUAACUAGAAUCUUGAUUUUUUGGUUUUGAUUGUUUGUUUAUAGUCCAGGAACCGAAGCUUUUCACCUCGCAAUUUUUACAGAAUGGAUCGAUUUGCUUGAAAAUUUGAGAAUAAGUAGCGGAUAAUCCAAGGAUCAAAAUCUAUAUGAUGCCGAAAGGCGCUUUUACCAUGGGGGUGUUUGCCACCCCAUCUCGGAGGUGGAAAUUUUUUAUUAUAUUUUGACCGCAAAAGUUGAUAAAAAUAUUCAUUCUAAGCAAAAAACGAUCUAUACAUUUUUUUGAUAAAAUUAAUAUUUUUCGAUUUAUUCGCUAUUUAUAUCUAAAAUAUAAAUGUUUUUCGAUUCUAUACUCAUCUACGAUUCACUCAAUUUUUGCCGUAGAAAAAAUAUUUUUCUUGGGAAAAGUUCUUGGGAAUUAAAUAACCUACUUCGCUUUGUCUAGAAUGGAGUGAAGCCAUAGGAGAUUGGAGAACGGUUCAAAGUCCUUCCAGUUGUUUCUGUUUCUAUCCUGCAUAAAUCUGUAGAUCUCGAAUUGAUAGUCAUCUCCGGUAGUAAACAAAUCUGGAUCCAAUCCUAGAUCGUUAAAUAUUACAACUCCAUCUUGUUCGAUUCUCGACAGAGUGUAAUCAAUGAUACCAACUUUAGCACCAUUUGUGGAUACCUAUGUUAUAUGUUUUAUUUUUAAGUGUAUACAAUACUAUUUUUUUUUUUGGUUUCUAGUGUAGAUAUCAAAAGUUUCCCCAAUGAAGAUUACGGUGUUCGAAUUUGAGCUCUUCUUCGGCUAUGGCCAAACCUAAUGCAACCUGUAGAAACAUUGAGUAAGCCUGAUAUGCGUUGUUGAAAAUUAAAGAUUUUCUGAACUUCGAUAAACGAAGAUAUUCCAUUUAUUUUGUGUCUGAGAUUACUCAGUUCUAUUGUGAUUAUGAUUUCUGAUAAAACUUCCUCUUUCUUCUGUCUUUUUCCGUUAACGAUUUGGUCGCCCUCCACUUUAAUAAUUUUCAGUACUGAUCUGCGUCCAUCGGGUUUGUUUAAGAGGAAAACCUCUCUCUCCGUAAAGCUCUUUUCCAAUUUUUUGAUAAUUCUGAAGUCUGUAAAACAUUGUGAAAACUGAAUAGGCUCCGUUUGUCCACAUUUUCUCAAAACGAUUUCUCUGGCUGUGACGGGUACUCGCAAUUGUCGAUUCUUAGCUACUAAACUGGUCCUUUGUUGGUUUUGGUUUAACGAAAGACAUCUAAAACUAUCUUCCAAGCUCGCCUCGAGGAUUUGAUCUGGUACUUAACCUAAAACUGCAGUAUCUAGCUGUUCCAUCGUUUCUAACAUCCCAUCUUUCGUUUCCUCGCAAAUUUUAUUGAAUAGUUCUACACUACUAGCACCUUCCAGACUCUUUUCUUUUUGAGCUUUAAUUGUGUUAAGUUUCUGCCAAGCUGCCUUUGCAGCUGGAUUUGUCUAUGUCGAAUUUUUACUUUGUUUAUUUGAGAACGGUUUUGAUUUACAAAAACUUUCACAUCGGCAUCUAAAGCAUCCAUUCUCUUUUGACUCGCAGAUAAGUCCCUGAGGAAUUUCUCAUACUUUCUCUUUGCUUGUUCAAUACUGUCGUUCGGAUCAUCGUUAGCCAAAAGUUGUUCUUUGUAUUUAAUCCACUUUUCAAAAUCAUCACACUCUUUGUAAAAGGUAAAUAACUUUACCGCAUCUGUUAAUAUAGCUUGCCUCUUAGCUGCCAAAUCUUGAACCUGUGCAUAAGAGUCAUUGAUAGUCUUCUGUCUCUUAGGUACACUGUUACUAUCGUCACCUUUUCUUUUUUGUGUCCGAGGUAGCUCUCUUAGAACAUUGACUGGAACUUCAGUAUUAACUAAUUUUGUUUUUUUAACUUUUUGAACAGAUUUUACGAUCUUAUAUUCCGUUUUUUUCUACAGGCUCGUCCACCCAUACCUCGGUUGGCACCAUCCUGUUUUCAUAUUGGACGCCUUCUAUAGAUUCAUUAACUUCAGGUUCAUUAUUUAAAUCCAACGUGGAUAUUCCAGAGGCUAUGAGUCGAUCAGCUUGACCAUUCAAACUAUAAAUGUCUCCAUUAUGUGCAUUGAUUUCUUCAUCCAACACUUCGUGUCUUUGCAACAAAGCUUUGGCACUGAGUUCGUCCGUACCAUAAUCAUCCGAAUUAACAAGAGCUAAUUUUUCAUUCAACCAAGACUCGGCUUCGUUUGCAUCUGCAUAAAACUGGUAUGCUUCAGCUGCAUCUUGUAGUUGCUUGGCCCGUUCUUUUGCCAGUUUAUCCAGUAGUUCCCUAAUUCUUUUUAUUUUUAUCCACAUGUUGCUGAAUUUCUAAAGAUCUAGGAUGAUUAUCUGAUAUUAACUGCUUACUGGUUGCUCCUAAUUGAUCAAAUUUGUUCUUUCUUGUUUUUAUUUCAUCCAUAAGCACCUUAUGUUUUUGUUGUAAGGAGAGGACACCUCGUAAGUCUUUUGCCAUAAUUCCAGCUUGGCAUAUUCGUUGUUUCUCAAUUAACCAAGCUUCUUCAUCUUCUUGAUCUAAAAAAAAGUAAAUCCUUUAUAAAAAGGUAUAUAUUUAAAAUACCUAAAAAGGGCUACAUCACAAUCACAUAACUAGUUUUCGACUGGGUUACCAGUCUCAUCAUCAGUGGUUACGUGAAGUUUACAUGCUAACCACCAAGAUAUAGUUUAACAAAAAUAUGUGGGUCAAAGCCCUGUAUAAGUGGUCCGUUAAGGAAACAUCAGUUAAAAAUGCCAAUUAAAGCAUGGAUGUUGAAACGAUUUUAAUAUUAUGCCCCAGGUAACAUCUGAGCUGUGGUGUGACUUAAUUACAUGGUGAAAGUCUGGUAGCAAAUGACACUCAUAAACACUCCUGUUUCCAUUCUUUCAAAAUUCAUACUCAAUCUUAUUAACACCAUGACGAACUUCACCCUUCGUUUCUCUGUCAAAAACACAAGUCAUCUUGUCAACAAUCUACAACAAAUCCAACUUCGCCCUAACAUUACCAUGCUUUCAUUUGAUGUUAGCAAUCUUUUUACAUCAAUCCUAAAACAAGAAACUAUUAAUCUGGUACACUCUCUUCUAAGAGCAAGUUCCAUUACUACUUCUACUACUGAUUCAAUUAUUCAAUUAUUACAAUUUUGUCUAGCUCAAGACUUCUUUGUAUUCAACAAUAAAUAUUAAAGACAACCUGAUGGUUUAGCCAUGGGCAGUUGUCUAUCUCCUCUUCUAGCUGACAUUUUUAUGGAUCAUUUGGAAUCCGUACAAUCAUGAAAAAUCCUGAAAUUCUCCAUUAUCGUUAUGUUGAUGAUUGUUUAUUGAUCAUCUCAGGUAACUCAAAUACAGCUGAUUUAUUACUUUCUAAAAUUAACCAAUUUCCUUGAUUUCCUUGAGCUGUUUGAUGACCUACUCUAUUUAACCCACUUAGGUUCUAAGGACGUAACCAUUCGAUUUUGUAACACAUGUUUAUGCAGUAAUUACUCAACGGCUACCGAAUGUGCCCCGUAUCUGUAGAAGGGAGAUCUAUUCUCAGUUGUUCUGUACUGGCAGAACCGAGUCUAUUUCCCUUAUGAUCGACAUAAUGCUUCCCAUUUUGUUGAGGUUUAGUUUGUGUUUUUCUAAGAGUGCUUUGAGUUCUUCGCACUGUUUUAUAAUUUCACUUUCCCGUUUUUGGACUCCUUCAGAAUUUCGAUAAUUCUCAUUAAUAAGUUCUUAUGCUAUAUGAGAUAAGUCAUGAAUACGCUCUUCUCUCGCUAAUAUAUCAGCACUGAUAGCCUCGUUCUUUUUCAACGUAGCAUCCACUUGCACCAAAUUGGAACCGUAGCGUGGAUUUGAUAAAACUUGAAUCAUCUCUUUCAGGUAUCCUUCACGAAAAUAGUUUUUUUCUCGAAUUUAUACAUCAGUUGAUCUAACCUUUGCUGCCUCAUCAGUUCCUCUCUAAGAGCUACCUCUCUUCUGUGUUCAGCUUUCUCUAAAGUAUCCCAAGAUCUUUCGAUAUCCUGAACUAGCUUGCCGUCAGAAGGGUAAACAGCUGGUUGCCUAAGUUCCUUUAAUUGAGUAUUUAUGUUAAAGAACAAAGCCUCUAUUUCACUUCGUUCUAUGUAUUUUGGAGGCUUCUCUUGAUUACGUAGUGGCCAAAUUGUAUAAAUAGAUUUUGAAUGCUUUCUAAAGAAUUUGGAAAUUAUCGGUCUUCUAAUUCUACAAUUUUUAAUUUAAUCCAGUCCAAUAGAUCCGUGGUCAAUUUGUCGUAGGUAAGUUUCAGUUUGUCAGAGUCGAUCCUCUGUUUAAUAAUUUUCGCUAUUCGUCUUUCAGAAUUUUCUUCUUGUUUCAUGCGUGCAAAAGUGUGAUAAUAUGAUGCAACGUAAGUCAUAAUACUCUUCUCAUCAGGUCUUGAAGUAUCAAUGUCUUCAGCAUCAUUAUUUAUGAAUAUAGAUAUUUUUAAAUACUUUAAAUUACAUAGUUUGAAUAAGUUAUCCUCGAAAAAUGCAUAGUUUUCCCGGCAUUUGACUUUGAAACUACAAUAUUUAGCAUUUACUAUUGGUCUUAAAGAAAAUUAAAAAAAAAACGGUUUUGUUUAUUUUUUCAAAAUGUACAUUUUUGUUAAGUAAAGUUGUUUUGAUAAGACGAAAACUUUUUGAGUUAUUAUCAGAAAACUGAUUAAAAACAAUCAUUUUUUCGAUAUAAAACGUAACACUUUCGAUAGCGAAUAAAUUGAAAACUAUUAAUUUUAUCAAAAAGAAUGUGUGUGUACUUUGUACGCACGUAAGAAGUUAUACUUCUAUUAUAUGAUUAUAUGAUUAUAAACGAAAUUAAUAUACUUUUUAUUUAUAUUUUAUUUAAAUAUUAAACUAAUUUAUACUUACUACUUCUCAAACAUUUUUAUUAAAACAGUGCCAAAAAUUAAAAUAAUAAAAGAAUAAAACACACACAAACACAUUAAAAAUGCCACAAAUGAUUUCUAAACAUUAAUUGUCAGAAAAUUUUUUAACUAAAUACGUAUUUUCUGAAAAUAAAAUUAUAUAAUAAAUAUACUUACAAUCAUAAAAUGCAUAAAAAAAAAUAAAAUAUAAAAGUUUCUAUUGGGAUUCGAACCAACUUACCAGCGCGGUUGGUAUUGGCGUUGUAUUGGGGUUCAUUCGCAUUAAACGCUUCGCCACGGAGACAAUGUGUCAUUAUUUGCGAAGAUCGACUAACUAAACGGAUUAAACUUUUGACAUUUUUGAAUUAAAUUAUUUUGAUUUUGAAUUGAAAUGAUUUAGAAUUGAAAAAAUACAACAAAACAUAGAGUAAGAAAACAAUAUAUUAGGUGAAUAUUGAUAGAAAUUUUGAUGGUAAUCAAAUUAUGUAAAUAAAAGUAUUACAUACUAUGUAUUUUGGUAGGUUCAAAUAGGUAGGUACCUAUGAUACAUUUACAAUUAUUACGUACCUGUUGCUUUAAAAACUAUUUAAAAGUCACUACAAUUAUAAACUUUUUUGUUUCUGUCCUCACAACAAUAAAACUAAUAUAUUAUACAUUUGUUUACCUUCAUAUUGAACAAUUAUUUAUUAUUGACAGAUCAUUUGAACACCCAAUCAGAGCCCGUAUAACGACUAAUACCAUACUGUCGGUGUGCGCAUGCGCGCAGAUUAAUAUAAAUUCACCCUCAAUCUCAAUCGCGCCUAAAGAAGUAUAACUUCAAAAAUGUAUAAAACGUUUUUUGCUCAGAAUGAACGUUUUUACCAACUUUUGCGGUCAAAAUAUAAUAAAAAAUUUCCACCUUCGAGAUGGGGUGGCAACCACCUCCAUGGUAAAAGCGCCUUUUAACAUCAUAUAUAUUUUGAUCCUUGGACUAUCCACUACUUAUUCUCAAAUUUUCAAGCAAAUCGAUCCAUUUUGUAAAAAUUGUGAGGUUUUGUCCUGUUUAAAGCUUCAUUACUUGGACUAUUAGGUUUAUUAACGAUAUACGCAGCAAUAUGAUAAUGACUUGGAUUGCAUUGAUUUAAGUGUAACGAUUCUGAGAAAGGCAUCUUUAUAUGUUGUGAGUUAUGUAGAAAAAAUCAUUUUUAGGGAUCAUUUUAGUCGAUUUUCGUUAAAGUGUAUGUGAAUCUAUCGGUGUAAGUUACAACUAAAAGUAUGAACAUGCGCAAGAGGAUUUAUUAACGUCUGUACUUAUAUCUAUACAUGCGGCGUAUGAAGCGAUCACUUUUAAUUAUAAUUAACGCAAAUUAUAACCCUAUUUAAAAAAAAAUUAAAACGAAAAACAGUUAAAAGUCAUAUUUUUUGGACGUUUUCAAUUAUGAAGAACACUUGAGUUAACAAAAAAACUUCAUGAGAUUUUGAUUAUCUAUCCAAUUUGCAAGUUGUUUUGACCUUUUAAAUUUACACGCCCAUAUAUUGACAAUAUGUAUAUCACUUCUGUUGUUGAGUUGUUUAUUUCAAGUAAAUAAAUGCAGUUUUAAAGAAUUCGUAACAGAAAUUGUUCAGUCACUGGACUAAAGGAUACGGCACACAUGUUAUGGAAAAUAUAAUGUCACUUAAAUGAAAUAAAAUUACAUGCAUAGAUUCGUCCCGAAAUUACACUAAUUUCAUAUCACUGCGCCAACCCUGUAUUUUAAAUAAAAAGAGCGUAGAUUGAUAUAAAUAAAUCUAGAAUCAAAUGGAAAUGUACGUGUGUCAAAGAAGGAAACAAAAAUGUAAUUCGCCACUCCAUAAAUCUUUCUGAAGGAUUAAGUCGGAGGCUUACUCUUAUCUUAUUAUUAUUGAUAAUAAAGUAGGUAUAAUUUGGUCAGUCGUACUUCCUCUAAUCGACUUAGCUCGCGAUGGGUAGGCUGUUUUCAAUAGCCGCUAGACUAAGGGCCCCCGCAUACAUACAACUUUUUAGUCGGAACAACUACACAUACGAACAACACUUACCACAACAAAACUGAAACAAAUCACAUUUUUAAAUAUGAAUCUAAAUUAAGUAACUUUUACGCGUACCAAAAAAAAGUUGAGUAAUAGCAAGCUGAAAAUUUGUUAAUAGCGUAACGGUGUCUAGUCGGACAAACUUUGAUGUACGGGAAUACUGGAACAGGGGAAGUUUUAAUUGUGGAACAGGUUACAAGUUUCGAACGUCAGACUACGAAAACGUCCCAUGUAUUUUUUCGGACAGAACUUCCAAUUUAUUUGUUACCCUUUCAUUAAACUCGCAUACAAAAAUCAAACUGCUAAUUUACCACCAAUAUAAUUAGUGUCAUUUGACAUGUUCUACGUGUCGGACUUAUUAAAAUGCCCUACAUAUUUGUGGGACAAAUAUUUUUUGAUAUAUUAUAAAGUUUGCUAUUGAAUAAACUUAAAACCAACCUGCUAGUUUUCACAAUCAUAAACUAGUCAAGAUGACACGUUCCACAAUUAAAACUUGUCCCGUUCCAGUGUUCCAAUAUAUAAAAGUUUGUCCGACUAGACACCGUUAAGCUAUUAACAAAUUUUCAGCUUGCCAUUAACACGGUGACGGACAGUGCGUCCAGUGGCGGCUCGUAUCACUUUAAGUAGGUAGUGCCAGAAUUCGGGCAGCUGUCUAAAUUUUUAGUGACGGGUUCACGAUAUUGUCAAAAAAGGUAUAAAAUAGAAAUUUAAAAAUAUAGGUACGGAUACUUUUACAUUAUGUAGGUAUAUACCAUUUCUGGGGUAUCAAGAAAUUUAAACAUUUAAAAUGCAUUCAGUGAUUGAUUUGACAUCAUGUCCGUCCAUCAAGUAAAAUCUCCAAAAUCUCUCAACUUAUCGCCCUUUACACAAAUAUCGGAAAACUAUAACUAACUGAAAUUCACCAGCGACGCGACGUCUGUCGUUUCAUCGGCAAUCACUGCAACACAAAGAUAAUUUUCAAUGUCUUUCCUUAUUUUCUCGUGAUAAAGAUCUAAGAUGCACUAAGAUUUUGCAUUGUUUUGAGGUACAUGCUUUUAAAGAUUUGGAACUUUGAAUAUGAACCUAAGUCGUUAUCUAAUUCGUCUAACAUUGAACAGUUCCAUAAAGAUGCCUCUAUUUUCUGAAUAUUUCUUUUCGUUGUGAUUUCUCAAAACUAACUCGAAAGCCCCACAAAACCAUGUAGAUAUAAUUUUUAAUUUGAUUCAAAACAUAUCGAUUCUUUAUCCACUUCUUGUUCAUUGUGUUUAAUUAGACUAUAACGAUAAGCUGAAUUUAACUCGGGUUUUAUUAAAAAUUUAAAAAUUUUAAAUCACUUAAAAAUAUAAUAGUUUAUAACAAAAAGUUUAAUUAUUAAAAAUGUAAUAAUUAUAAAUACAAAAACGAGCGAGCGAGCGCGUAAAAAAACUCGAAAAUAUAAUGUAUUACUACCCUGUACGAGAAUCUAUUUAGAUCUACGAUCGAUCCACUAUUCACUAUGAUGAGCAUAGUAAAAAAUAUUAGAUCUUCCUUGUCGAGCCAGGCACGAAUAGUCUCAUUUAAUCGUGUAUUAAAAGUGCAAUAUAGCUCUAUCUCUGUCACUUACAUAGAAUGCCCGUAAAAUCUUUCUCUUUUCAGUUGAGCCAUCUAAGCUUUUGGCUCGAUGCGAUCAUCCCGUCCGCUGUGAGUAGCAAGGCUUGUACUACACUGCACAGUUGCCAGAUUUUAUAUAAUUUAUAAAGAGAAAAGAAAUACGCACAAAAAAUGAACGGGCAUUAAAACGGUUUAAUGAUAAAAAAUUAGUUUCUGCAUAAAAAUAAGGUAGUGCCAUGGGUCCAUGGCACUACCUCACCGGCCGCCACUGAGUGCGUCAAACGUAUAAGCAAGUGGUGUGACACUUAUGUAUUGGAAGGAACAUAUCCCGAAAAACUAUUCCACGAAACCAGAAAAUCUAAGAACGAUUGUUCCAAUAUGUUUAAGGAAGAUCAGUUAUGUUAUACAUCGUUUUUCAGAUGUCUUACAGAGGAGAAAAUGUGGAAUCUUUCAUUUUCAACAACGCCUAUCAGGCUUACUCCCAUGUUUCUACAGGUUGCAUGAGGUUUGUCCAUAGCCGAAGAAGAGCUCCAAUUCGAACACCGUAAUCUUCUUUGGAGAAACGUUUUAAUAUCUACAGUAGAAACCAAAAAAAUAGUAUCGUAUAGACUUAAAAAUAAAACAUAUAACGUAUCCACAAAUGGUGUUGAAGUUGUUAUCAUUGAUUACACUCUGUCGAGAAUCGAACACGAUGGAGUUGUAAUCUUUAACAAUCUAGGAUUGGAUCCAGUUUGUUUACUGCCGCAGAUGACUAUUAAUUCGAGAUCUACAGAUUAAUGCAGUAGAGAAACAGAAACAACUGGAAGGACUUUGAGCCGUUCUCCAAUCUCUUAUGGCUUCACUCCAUUCUAGACAAAGCGAUUUCGGGUUUAAAAUAUAAAAAUUCAAGGAGUAAAAUACACGACAGUUUUUUAAGAAACAAACAUCGUGGUGGACGAAUGUAAUUAAAGAAUAUUUUUUCGAAAUGUUCAUUUUUGUUAAGUAAAGUUGUGUUGAUAAAACGAAAACUUUUUGAGUUAUUAGCAGAAAACUGAUUAAAAACAUUGAUUUUUUUCGACUAACACUUUCGAUAGCGAAUAAAUCGAAAACUAUUAGUUUUAUUAAAAAAUGUAUACAACGUUUUUUGCUCAGAAUGAAUGUUUUUACCAACUUUUGCGGUCAAAAUAUAAUAAAAAAAUUUCCACCUUCGAGAUGGGGUGGCAACCACCCCCAUGGUAAAAGCGCCUUUUAACAUCAUAUAGAUUUUGAUCCUUGGGACUAUCCACUACUUAUUCUCAAAUUUUCAAGCAAAUCGAUCCAUUUUGUAAAAAUUGUAAGGUUUUGUCCUCUUUUAAGCUUCAUUACUUGGACUAUUAGGUUUAUUAACGAUAUACGCAGCAAUAUGAUAAUGACUUGGAUUGCAUUGAUUUAAGUGUAACGAUUCUAAAAAAGGCAUCUUUAUAUGUUGUUAGUUAUGUAGAAAAAAAAAUCAUUUUUAGGGAUCAUUUUAGUCGAUUUUCGUUAAAGUGUAUGCUAAUCUAUCGGUGUAAGUUGCAACUAAAAGUAUGACUUAUUAAAAUGCCCAACUUGUCGGACAAAUAUUUUUGAUAUAGUAUAUAGGGUGUCCCAAAAGUAGCGGAACGGUCGAAUAUUUCUCGAAAUAAACAUAGUAUCGAAAAACUGAAAAAUACGUCUUCAAUCAUUUUCGAAAAUCUAUCGAAUGACAAAAACACGACCCCCACUCCACCCCCUAGAGGUGGGGUGGGAGGUAACUUUGAAAUCUUAAAUGAAAACCCCUAGUUUUUAUUUCAGAUUUAGAUUCCCUACGUAAAAGUAAGCAACUUUUAUUCGAGACAUUUGUUUGAACUAUGGACAGAUGGCGCUAUAAUCGAAAAAAAUCAUUUAUCCUGAUGUCAUAGGUAAAUAAUAGAAACGGUCUAAUAUCUCGCGAAAUGGACUUGCAAAUGAAAAACAAAAAAAUACGUGUUUAAUAUUUUUCAAAAAUCUAUAUAAUGGCAUCAAACACCACCCAAACUUCACAAUCUGGAGGUGGGGUGGGGGUAACUCUAUAAUCUUAAAUAGCAACCCAAUUUUUUAUUGCAGAUUAGGAUUCGUCGUGAAAAAUUAAGCAACAUUUAUUCGAAACCAUUUUCAGAUUUGUUGAUAGAUGGCGCUAAUAAAUCGUCUUUUUCCAAUUAUAGCGCCAUCUAUCAACAAUUCUAAAAAAAUGUUUCAAAUAAAUGUUUCUUAAUUUUUUAUAAUUAAUUCGAAUCUGCAAUAAAAAAUAUAGUUUACCAUUUAACGUUUUAAAGUUAGUGGAGGGUCAUGUUUGGUGUUAUUUGAUAGGUUUUUGAAAAAUAUUAAAAACGUGUUUUUUGGCGUUUCAUUUGAAAGUGUAUUUCUUGAGAUAUUAGAGCGUUUCUAUAAUUUACCUAUGGUAGCACAAUAAAUUGUUUUUGCCGAUCAUAGCGCCAUCUAUCCACAAUUCGAAAAAAUGUCCCAAAUAAAAGUUGCUUACUUUUACACAAGGAAUCCAAAUCUGCAAUAAAAACUGGGGGUUCCUAUUUAAGAUUUUAAAGUUACCCCCCACCUCACCGCCAGGGGGUGGAGUGGGGGAUCGCAUUUGGUGUCAUUGGAUAGAUUUUGAAAAAUUAUUGAAAACGUGUUUUACAGUUUUUCAGACCGAAAUUUCAGUUCGCGAAAUAUUCGACAGUUCCGCUACUUUUGGGACACGCUGUAUAAAGUUUGCUAUUGAAUAAACUUAAAAACAACCUGCUAGUUUUCACAAUCAUAAACUAGUCAAGAUGACACGUUCCACAAUUAAAAUCACGUUCCACAAUUAAAACUUCCCUGUGCCAGUGUUCCCAUACAUCAAAGUUUGUCCGGCUAGACACCGUUAAGAUAUUAACAAAUUUUCAGCUUGCUAUUAACACGUUGACGGACAGUUCGUCAAACGUAUAAGCAAGUGAUGUGACACUUACGUAUUUUGAAAAGUAGAUGGAAACACUGAGUUUUUUAGCAUUUUUUGUAAACAUGUGCAUGACGACUAUGGACAUCUCAUAACAUUUAAUAUGCAUCUGUAGAUGUAAUGUGACAUUUUUUUGUCACAACUGAUUAUUUUAAAAGUGUCGUCUAUAGACGUUGUAAUUAUUUUGUAUUUUGAAUUCCAUUCUCUACUCGCAACUGAACGAUGGUCAAACAACUUUUCAGUCAAAAAGUAAUCGAGCAGGGCUUUUGAUUUUUUUGUGGAGCUACUAUCGAGUUGACAGUGUGCGGACUUUAAUAUAUUCCUACAGACUUAUGAUAAAAAGUUGUAUGUAUACGGUGGGUCUAAUGGUGUUUAUGAAUGACAGUUUUAUAGACUUCAAAAAUGCGAUUUCGAUCAACUUUAAUUACAAUUAACGCCGUUAUUACACUCGCGAUCACAAAAAUCGCGUCACUCGAUGGAUUAUACACGUUUGAGGUCUCGAAUUUCCUAAACCUGUUGUCCGAUUUGAGUGAUUUUUUUAGUAUGUUAUAGCCUUAUUAUUUCAGAAUAUCAAUGUAAUAAUAUUGUUGCUAGACAGGCAAAUGUCAUUUUGUACCGGGUGUAACAAUCAUACUGUGUUUUUUCCUUAAAGUUCGGAACAUUAUGUGGAAUAUUGUGGCAUAGCUAAAAUAUUGAAAUUAAAACUCAAUUGUAGCCUUAGGCUUUCUUAACAUUUUCUUUUUUGAUUCAUUUGCUUAUGUUGUAUAAUAAAAAAGUUAGGUACGUAACAACUAACCAUGUUCUUCAUCAAUAAAGGGUGUUUCUCAAUAAGUGCGACAAACUUUAAGGGGUAAUCCUGCAUGAAAAAAUAAUGACCGUUUGUUUUAUAAAGAUAUGCCCUCAAAUGCUUCGUUUCCGAGAUACGGGAUGUUGAAUUUUUUCUUACAAACUGACGAUUUAUUUGUUGCUCUAAAACUGGUUGAGAUAUGCAAAGGACCCCGCACAAACCUUAUGGAAAAUAGGUCCCAGUGGAUUUUGUUCAUACUUUGGGAAAAUACUCUUUGAAGCAUUCUGAUAGAAACUUCUCAUGGGCACAAGUCAAUCGUAUGAAGGAUUUUCAAGAUAUAAAGGCCCAAACUCGGAUUUACGGGGUUUUCCAAUUCCGUGAGUUACUGGUUAUUUGGCAACAUGUAGAAGUUUGGAUCAAGGAAAAGUAUUAGUAGACUAUGAUUUUUUCCUGGCUAUCCAAUGGCGACCUUUACUUUGACCUUGACUUUCAACGGACGUCAUCUUCUAGAGUUUCGAGGGUUUUCGGCAUUCAAUUGAUAUAAACAGAUUACUCAUGGGUUUUUGGGAUCGCUAAACACGAAUAUGCAAUCAGAAUUUCCCUCGGGAUGACGUGGUGGCCAGGGCCUCUGCAAAGACGUCAUCUUCUAGAGUUUCGAUGGUUUUCGGCAUUUAAUUGAUGCAAAUGAAUUACUGGAGGGUUUUUUGAGGUCGCUAUACACGAAUAUGCCACCAGAACCAACUCAUGGAGCACCUGAAUUCCAAGGUCAAUGAAAGGGACUCCUGGAGUUUCGAGGGUCUUUGGUACUACAUAAAUGCAAACGGAUUAGUUAUAGGUUUUUGGGGUUGCUGAACACGAAUACGUGAUCAGCACAGACACAGGAGCACCUGGUGCCUAAGACAGGUUAUCGUCUGGAGUUUCGGAGGAAUCAAAUGGAUUACUCUUAGGUUUUUGGGGUUGCUGAACAUGCAUACACUAUCAGAUCCGACCCACGAAUCACAUUGUGCCUACGGCACAAUAUGAUUAUUCGUGUUCAGCAACCCCAAAAACCUAUAAUUAAUCCGUUUGCAUCAAUGUAGUACCAAAGACCCUCGAAACUCCAGAAGCCCCCUUUCGUUGACCUUGGGAACCAGGUGCUCCGGGAGUCGGUUCUGGUGGCAUAUUCGUGUUUAGAGACCUCAAAAAACCCUUCAGUAAUUCAUUUGCAUCAAUUAAAUGCCGAAAACCAUCGAAACUCUAGAAGAUGACGUCCCUUGCAGUGGCCCUGGCCACCACGUCAGCCGGAGGGUAAUUCUGAUGGCAUAUUCGUGUUUUGCGAUCCCAAAAACCCAUGAGUAAUCUGUUUAUAUCAAUUUAUUGCCUAAAACCCUCGAAACUCUAGAAGAUGACGUUCGUUGAAGGUCAAGGUCAAAGUAAAGUUCGCCAUUGGAUAGCCAGGAAAAAAUCCAGACUGCUAGUACUUUUCCUUGAUCCAAACUUCUACAUGUUGCCAAAUAACCAGGAACUCACGGAAUUGGAAUACCCCGUAAAUCUUAUAAUUUUCCCAGUUUGGACCUCUAUAGCUUGAAAAUCCUUCAUACGAUUGAGUUGUGCCCAUGAGAACUUUUUAUCAGGAUGCUUCAAAGGGUAUUUUCCCAAAGUAUGAACGAAAUCCACUGGGACCUAUUUUCCAUAAGGUUUGUGCGGGGUCCUUUGGUAGAUUUAAGAGGUAAUUAUUGCGCAGUUUUUGACAUACAAAUAUUAAUUUUAUAUUCACCAUUGGCGUGCAUACGGGAUGUAUCUAAAAUGUUUAUAUCCGUAUGUACGCCAAUGGUGAAUAUAAAAUUCUUAUUUGUAUGUCAAAAAAUGCGCAAUAACUACCUCUUAAAACCUACCAAUAUUCAUUUGCAUAUCUCAACCAGUUUUAGAACAACAAAUAAAUCAUCAGUUUGUAAGAAAAAUUCAACAUCCCGUAUCUCGGAAACGAAGCAUUUGGGGCAUAUCUUUAUAAAGCAAACGGUCAUUAUUUUCUCAUGCAGGAUUAUUGUUCAAGCAAUCUAUAUAGUGUAAGAUUUGUAGCUUUGGGUAGUUCUUCUUUAAGCUAUUAGGCCGGCAGCUGGUUUUUUCUGGUAAUUAAAUAUGUAGUUAAAAAUAUUUAUUUAUACUUACGUAAAUACCGUUAAAGCAGGACAUAACAUCGUAUAUGUUAAAAUUAAUUUUAUCAAUUUUUUAAUUACAUUUAACCUCACAGGGACCCUCCCUCUUACCGCAUGCUUGCAUUAAUAACUGAUAUAGAAUAGCUUUUAUAAUUAAUCUUGUUAUUGUUAGAAUUAUUGAUACUAAAAGAACUUUAUAAAAACACAGUUAGAUCUAAAAUUACUUUAGGUAUACAGUUCAAAACUUUUAAAAUUCAGCACAAAAUGCAAGCAUGUCCCCGUUCUUUUUUUAUUUAUUAAAAACACAAAAUCUAAAAAUAUUUUUUUAACCGAGUCUUUUUAUUACUACACUUAUGCUUGGAAAAUGAAUUGCACAACACAACAAUUAAAAUACUGAUACACUUAACUCAUUUUCUCCUUCUUCCUUAUUUUCUUCGUCACUAUCAUCGCCCAAUUCAAUAAUAAAUUUAUUUCCACCAUUAAUGUGGAAGUGCCCAAUCUUCUUAUAAUAUUCUUCCACUUUGAUCACUUUGGCGAUUCUUCUCUGCCAGUCUACUUUGGUAAUAUUGGCUACUUCUUUUUUAAUUAUCUCAAUUACCUUUUUGUCAAAUUUAGGAAAUGUAUUUGAACGCCUUAUACUUGGUUUGAAUUGUCCCCAAAUUAACUCGAUAGGAUUGAAAACACAAAAGUAGGGGGGAAGUCUCAAUAUAGUGUGUCCAUGCUUUUCGGCAGUACUCUCUAGAGCGUAUAAUUUUCUAAAUUGCUUCGUGUGUAGAACUUCAAUAAGUUGUUUUUUUGUGUAAAAAUCUUCGAAAUACAAAUCAUUUUCCAUUAAAAAAUUUUGCAGGUCAGCUUUCUUUGAAGAUGUAUUUGGUAUUUUGGUGAGCUGUCGGGAAUGAUAGGAAGCGUUGUCAAGCAUUAUUACUCUGUUUUUCUUCAAGUUUGGGAUCAGCGAGUUUUUAAACCAAUCUUCAAAAAUGUCAGCUUCCAUAUUCUUGUGGUAGUCAACGUUACAAUCUUCCAUUUUCUUCCCACAUAAUUUUAAAGCAUUCGGAACCCAUCCCUCACUUCCUCCGCAAUGUAAAAUAAUUAGCCGCGAGCCUUCAUUUGCAGGCAUUUCUGGUAUGCACAUGCUUGAACCAUCUGUCCAUCCCUUCUUUACUGUAUCGUGGGUAUCAUACCAAGUUUCAUCUAAAUAAUAAAUUCUCCUAUUUUCUUGCCUAUAUUUAGUAAUUUCUUCUAGGUACAUAUUACGUCUGUUGACUAUUCUUUGGUUUUCCAUAAUUAUUGCUUGACGUUUAUUUUUUUUUAAUUUAGAGCCCAUUUUUUUAUCCAGUUUUGAAGAGUUUUCUCACAGCAGUUCAUAUUUCGACCGGUUGUUUCCAAUUUCUUUCUUAUUAUUUCUAUUGUAGGUAUUUCAUUGCUUUUGUAGCAGUCGUAUAUUGUGGUUUUCAAUAGUUUUACAAGUGAAGGAUUUAAAGGUCUUGAAAAUUUGUAGUCACAUCGUUUCUUGCGAUGAUAGGGUUCAUUUUUAACUAUUUUAUAUACAGUAGAAAGUCGAAUUUCUGUUAAACCAGAGGUGGCUUGUGCCAAUAGUGUUUCAUCGAAGCCGAAUUUCGUACGUAGAUUUUUGUAUACAUUCAAACAUACUUGCUGUGUUUCAGCAUUUAAAUGCAUUCGAAUCUUCUUUACGGGCACUUUUUUUUAGUAAUUACAUUCACACUAGCACUGGCAAUUUCUACAAUAUCAGCGUUAUCGUACGCGAUAUUUACAUUAUCCUGCGGGCGCGACAUCACUAUUCACAAUAAUUAAAUUACAAUAAUCAACACUUUACACUCUCCAAACGAAAUACUAAAUACUAAACCAAUAUUCAAAAUAAUUACAGCAAACAAAACACUCGAAUCACUUAACACACUUACACUCCAGUACUAAUACACUGCUAGCUACCGAACUAAAACUACUAUCGUUUUGCACGAAACUUGUGAAUAGGUGGGAGGUCUGUGCGUAAAAACACAGAUGCGUUCAAAGGGCCGCUUCUUAAACGUUUGACCUAAUAUCUUUAUUUGAAGAAUAUAAUAUUUCACCGGCUUAAAGCUAUUCCACAAUAUGUUUUACUUGGACAAUACCCCUUAAAGUUUGUCGCACUUAUUUAGAAACACAAUUUAUUGAUGAAGAACAUGUUUAGUUGUUAAAGUACCUAACUUUUUUAUGAUACAACAUAAGCAAAUUAUUUAAAAAAAGAAAAUGUUAAGAAAGCCUAAGGCUACAAAGUUUUAAUUUCAAUAUUUUAUCUAUGCCAUAAUAUUCCACAGAAUGUUCUGAACUUUAAGGAAAAAACACAGUAUGAUUGUUACACCCGGUAUAAAAUGACAUUUGCCUGUCUAGCAACAAUAUUAUUACAUUAAUAUUCUGAAAUAAUAAGGCUAUAACAUACUAAAAAAAUCACUCAAAUCGGACAACAGGUUUAGGAAAUUCGAGACCUCAAACGUGUAUAAUUCAUCGAGUGACCCGAUUUUUGUGAUCGCGAGUGUAAUUAAAAUACAUUAUUGGCGCAAUGAUAUUAAAAUAUUGAAAUUUUGAGACUAAUCUAUUCAUGUAAAUUUUAUUUCAUUUGAAUGCCGUUAUAUUUUCCAUAAGAUGUGUGCGGUGUCAUUUGUAAGCCAACGGAAAGAUUUAAUAUAGUGUAUUUAAGUGUAUACAACUCAUUUUUCCAGUGUAUACCUACAACCUUUAACUUUAUUUUUACUCUUUAUAUUAUUAUUUUUUAUUUAUUAAUAUUACUCUUUUGAAUAUUUAUUUUUACAUGAAAAACUAUUCGUACUAGUACUAGUUGUUUUAACUAAUUCAAAUAUUAAAUUAAUAUAAUAUAGGAAAUCGUUAUCCAAAUUAGGAAAUAUUUACCAAAAAUAAUUCUUGUUAUUUAGACGUAUUAUGAUAAUUAUAAACAAUAUAAGAUGCCUUUCCCCUGAUUUUAACGUUCAUAUAACACUAUAUGUUUAUGAAUAAUUAAUAAAAAGAAUGUUUCCGAUUCAUAAUUACAUAAAGUUCUGGAGGUUAUAUUAAGAGGUUAUAAAUUCCCUUAAUUAGUGCAAAAUGUUUUCAAAACCUACAAAAAAGCAUCCAUCCAUGUCUAAUCCAUUCAAGAGUAUGUAGUGUGAAAACCAUCGUAACAAUCUUGUCACACUUGGCUAUCCACGUCCAAUAGCGCCCUGCCUUCUUAACUCACUAAGGGUGCGGAACAACUGAUCUUUUGUGGAGCCAGAUACAAUCUCUUUCCAUUGAUCAAUAUCGCAAUCUACCCAAUAAGCGCUCUAUUCACCCUUAUUUUUCAAAAAUCCACGAAGAAAAAGUUUUCCUGUAGUUGGCUGUAUACCAUAUAUUACAAAAAACAAGUGAAAUCCUUUAUAAAAGGUAUAUUUGUUAAAAUUUCCUAAAAAGGGCUACAUCACAGAACUAGUUUUCGAUCGGAUGACCGAUCAUCAUCAGUGCUGACGCGAUGCUGACAUGCUAACCACCAAAAUACAAAAAUAUACGGGUAAAAACCCUUUAAAAUUGAUCCGUCAUGGAAACAUAGAUUAGAUUCGUGAACUUGAACAUGGAUGUACAAAAUAUCCCAUGUAUUCUGCUCGAGGUACCAUUUGAGCCCAAAUUGACUUGUUCACAUGUUAAAUAGACGAUGGCUAUCAUCUGCUCAACUUGUGAACUUGCCAUCAUCAAUUCAACAUGUGAACAAGUCAAUUUGGGCUCAAAUGGUACCUCAAGCAGAAUACAUGGGAUAUUUUGUACAUCCAUGUUCAAGUUCACGAAUCUAAUCUAUAGGUUCGUUUCAAGACGACACAUUUGUACGAUCCCUUGAACCGUCACGAAAUCGAUUGGACUGUUUUAAUGCGCAAAAUCGCGCUUGAACGGUUUUCUUUCGAUCCCAAACCGAUUACCGGUACGUAACCCUCUUGGAACGUAUUUGUGUACCAUUUUAAGUUCGAGUUGCGCCUGAGCCAUUUUCAGAACGAGUACCACUAGAAGUUUGCUAGAUGGUUAGAAAUUAUUAUUUCUAACAUGUUCAUUAAACAUCACUUCAACUUCAAAAUCUUCCCCAAAAUCGAUAUCUGACAAAUCACUGUCAGUGCAAGUACAAAAAAAAAUUAUCCAUAUUUUUAAGAUUAAUUUGAAAACAAAAGAAAUAAUUAUUUAAACGAAAAUCAAGAUUCGCAGGUACUAAUAGCGUGGAUCGUGGAUUAUUCUAUUAUUGAAUCAUAUUUUAUCAGUGACCAGUAAAAAUGAAAACAAUCCUAACUGCGCAAGUCAGUACAAAUAGUUUCUGCUUGAAGGCAUGUAUCAAAAGGACCGUUCAGUUACCGAUUUCGAAAGGUUACAUGGAUCGCUUGGAACAACACAGUGUACGAUACGAAUCAUCGUUCAUGUUCGCUUGGAACGCAUUUUUUAUAAUGCGCAUGACGAGGGCAGUACGAAGGACGGUUUUCAUGUCACUUGGAACUAGCCUUAUGUUUACAUGACUGAUCAAUUUUAAAGGGUUUUUACCCGUAUAUUUUUGUAUUUUGGUGGUAUGUCGGCACUGAUGAUGAUCGGUCAUCCGAUCGAAAACUAGUUCUGUGAUAUAGCCCUUUUUAGGGAAUUUUAACAAAUAUAGCUUUUAUAUAGGAUUUUACUUGUUUUUUUUCCUUAUUAUUCAUUGCUAUUCCAUUCUAGCUAGGGCCACGACCGGUAUCUGGGAACACAUGGGCGUAACCCGCAAGCAAAAUGGGCCCUAAAACAUAUUUCUGCGUAACAUUCUCACGUUCACAUAAUAUGAUAUUAUCUUCUAUCAUUUUGGAUUUUUUUGGGAGGUCUUUACUCACUUAUAAAGUGGUCGUUACUUAUAGACCAGUAAGGAUCUGUGAAAAAACGUCUAUUUUUUGAUGUGAGAGGUAGCAUUCGGAUUUUUGCAGAUAAAGUUAGGUGACACCUUCAGUAAUAAUAAUUGACUUAUACUCCUUCUCAAAUAUGCUCGGAACGUAAAUAAAAAAAUAAAAAUAUUUAAAAAUUUCGAAAAAUGUCGAUUUUUUUCUGCUUUCUUUGCUUAUAACUUUAAAACGAUUCGUUUUGGAACAAAGUCAUACAGAAAUAAAAUAAAGAUAAUUGAAUUUUGUAUGAUAUACGACUGGUCAAAAAUGUCUUACAUAUUACGUUUUCUGCAAUAUAGCAAUAAAUCCAAAAUAAGGGAGCAAAAUACGCCUGUUGUUAUUCAAUGUUUUUAACCACUUUGGUAGCACUUAGAACCUUAGUAAUUCGCUUAGGAAAUUCUUUGUAACAUACUUAAACCGUGUACCAAAUUUCAUUAAAAUCGAUUAAAUAGAUUUUGCAUAAUAAAUUUGCAAUCUAAAUGUUUUUAAAAAAGUUCAAAUUUUUUAAAAUCUUUCUGAACAAAAAGUAUACCAUUUAGAAGUUGUCUAAUUUUUUUACAUAUAAAGAGGUGCUCUCCCUAUCUAAUACACUUUACAGAAUUAAAAUCUGAUUAUUUAAGGGGCCUCAGCAAUGUUUUAAACUUAUAAACAAUUUUUUGGCUUAUAAACAAAUAGCUUUGUUUAAUAAUAAAAAAAUUUAUUUUUAGCAAUGCAAAUAAUUAGAACCGGUAUAAUUUGACUUAAACUUUCAAAUGCUGUCAGCAGAAUUGCUAUUUUAUUUUUUAAUCAAAAGUUAUUCCCGUUCAAAAAUUGCAAUUUGUCGAAUUUUUGAAAGUUCCACUGCGUUUAUCUCGAAAACUAUGCAUCCUAUGAAAAAACUUGUAAGAACCUUUUUUGCUUAGAAUUACCCAAGAAAUACAAAAAAAAUGUUUUAUUUUGCGAAAAAUCGAUGUAAUGUAAUUCCUCAAGUUCUUUGUUUAUAACAAUCUUAUCGACAUCCGGAUCAACUGUUACCCAAAAAAAUCGUGUUCUACGGGUCAAAAAAUACAUAAAAAUCUUGGGUAAGUCCAUCUAAAUAAAGGAGCCCGUAGCACCCCCUUCUGGCCACAGGACUAAUUUGUUUAUAAGCCAAAAAAUUGUUUAUAACUUUAAAACAUUGCUGAGGGUGCUUAAACAAUCCGAUUUCAAUUCUGUAAAGUGCAUUAGAUAGGUUGAGUGCCUCUUUAUAUGUAAAAAAAUUGACAAAUCUUUGUAUGUUCUAGUUUUUGUUCUGCAAGAUUUUAAAAAAUUUUAAUUGUUUAAAAACGUUUAGAUUGCAAAAUUAUUAUUCAAAAUCUAGUCAGUCAAUUUUAAUGAAAUUUGGUGUACGGUUUUAGCACAUUACAAAAAUAGGAAGGUUCCAAGUGUAACCUAAGUGAUGGAAAAUCAUUGAAUAAGGACAGGCUUGUUUUGCCCGCUUAUUUUAUAUUUAUUGCUAUUUUGCAGCAAGGGUGAUAAAUUAAGACAUUUUUAACCAAUCGCGUCUGAUAGAAAAUUUAAUUAUCUUUGUUUUAUUCCUAUACGACUUUGUUCCAAAAUGAAUCGUUUUAAAGGUAUAAGCAAAAAAAGUAGAAAAAAACGAAAUUUUUUGAAAUUUUUAAAUAUUUUAUUUUUUUUAUUAAUGUUCCGGGCAUAUUUGAGAAGGAGCAUAAAUUAAUUAUUAUUAACGAAGUUAUCACCUAACUUUAUCCGCAAAAAUCUUAAUGCCACCUCUCACAUCCACCUAAAAACAGAUCCUUACUGGUCUAUUAGCCAAUUAGCUUAUUGCACGUUCUGUAUCUGUAGAAUAGGGAAGGCGGGUCAAGUCCCACAGUACUUAGGCCACAAUUGACCCAUUGGGUUGUCCUUAGUUCAUUAUCCAUCCUGCCAUUUCCAGGAAGGCAUACAAAUCACCAGGGGACAUCUCCAUUAUGUCGGCAGGCGUAGGCCAAGGCUCGUCGAACGCAUACUCUUGUAUUGACGAUAACUCCGGGCAUUGACUAGGACAUGCUCGACAGUUUCGUCAUCUCGUUCACACUUCCUGCAAAGAGGUGUGUCUAUUAGCCCCAGUGUGUGGAGGUGUUUUCUUAGUUGACAAUGGCUAGUUAAAAAACUAACUGUCAAGCUUAGGUUUUUCCUGGUCAUUCCCAAGUACUUUUCUGAUGCUGACUUCGCAAGGUUCCUUAGUGUUACCUUGGCAAGUGUACAUCCUGACCCUUCUUCCCAUCUUGAAGGCAUUUGUCAAUUUUCGCGAUUGUUGCAGUUGAUCAGCCAAAAUGUCACCAGGUCCUAAGAGUCUUAGACCUGCUGCCUUCCUAUCUAGCUGGUCAGCAAUGCUGCCUUCCUAGCUAGCUGGUCAGCAUUGCAGUUUACUUUAUUUCCGUUGUGUCCGUUAACCCAGCUCAGGAUGAUGUUACCAUCCGAAGCUUGGGCUAGUGACUCAUGACACUAAAUUACUAGCCCUGAUAUGACACGUGGUCUGUUCAAGGAUUAGUAGUGCUUGUCUGUUGUAUGUGCAGAUUAUUAUGGCUAUACUUUUCAGGGUUAUCUCUUUUGUGGUUAUGAAGAUACCAGCCAGUUCAGCCUAAACUACGCUGGCAUUUUCCCGUGUUUCACAUCUGGAAUAUAUCCGGUGAAGAUGCAAUAUGCAUUUGCCACGUUUGACUCCCUAUGUUGUCUUGUUUCGAUUUUGUAGGGUUUUUUGAAGACAAACGUAGGUUUAAUUGAGUCGUAUCCAUGGCGUGCAUGUAGCUGGGGCAGUGCCUUCAGCUCAUCCCGCCAUCAUAGCGCCACCUCUUUGACAUAUAUGUCUAAAUGGGUGAUGUCAAUGAGCAACUCCAUUGCAAUUGGUGUUGUUUUCAUGGUACCUGUUAUAUUUAUGCAAGCCAUCCGCUGAAUAUGGUUUAGUUUGUUGAUCGCUGUUGCCUGUAGCACUUUUGGUACCCAAGCAAUAGCUCCGUAAGUUAGCUUUGACCUAAUGACUGCAAUGUAGAUCCACUCGAUCACGUUGGGCAAAAGGCCCCAAGUGCGUCCGACCGUUCGCCGACACUGUUCAUAGGUAAGCUGCUCUUUUAGCUCUACAGGCUGUAUGACACUAUGCAUUUUCUUGUAUCAUUUCUAAUAUCGUUUCUGAUAUGUCAAAAAAAAUGUAUAGUGUCAUACACAGAUACAAGAAACGAUACAAGAAUUUGUGUCAGGCACAGAUUCUUGUACAAUAACUGCGCCAAUUUCUGCGCAAAGAGCAAAAACGUAAAACCUGCUGGUAAAACUUCUAAAUGUCAUAAUGGCGGCUGAAAAUGAGAUCAUAUGAUUUAUGUCUUGAUGAAUUUAUUUGUGUUUUGUAGGUAUUAUUUAUAAAUAUUUUAUUGAUACUUAAUAUACCGUUUGGUAUGGACUACUGUUCUACUAAUAACCAUAUAUUUAGAAUAACUUUGGGUUUCAUAUUGCAUAAUUUUUUAAUAGAGGAAAAUACAAUAGUUCCAAUUUGGAUCAAACUGAAGAUAAUUAUAAUGCAAAUAUUUUAGCACAAAUAUCAAAACAAAAUAAAAAACACAAAUAAUCAACAGUCAACGUAAAAAUUCUAGUUAAUAUAACAUUAAAAUAUUUGUUUUUAAAAGUUUAUAAAUUUUAUAAAAUCCUUAAAAUCAGCUGUAGACGCAGUACUACCAUACCAAUGUAACGUGACAGGGUGACAAACAAAAUUUCGACCAAUCACGUGCCGAAUUUCAUACAGUUUUCGAUACAAGAACUUGCAUAGUGUCAUACAGGGCACAAAUGUACGUACAAGAAAUGAUACAAGAAAAUGAAUACAAGAAACGAUAUCAGAAACGAUAUUAGAAAUGAUACAAGAAAAUGCAUAGUGUCAUACAGCCUUACUAUCUAAGUAAGAGUUCCAUGUUAACUUCCUGUCAAGGGUAACACCAAUGUAUUUCAACUCUUCUUCACAAAAGUUCAGACUGUAGUUUAUAAUCCUAGGGGGUAUUAAGCCCGUGAUCCUUCUUUUUCUGGAGAAGAGAACCAUCUCUGUCUUUUUUGGAUUUACAGACAGUAAGUGUUCCUUACACCAUGUUUCUAUUAGUCUGAGAGCAACUUGUAAUCUCUCACAUUAGACCAGGCCGCAUCUGUAAAAAUAUUAGUACAUUUGGACGUUGAGAGGUGACUCAAAUUUUUUUGCAGAAAUUGCUUGAAAAUAACUCAAAUAAUAAUAUUUGAGUUAUCCUCCCUCUCAAAAAGGUCCGGAACAUUAUAAUCAAAAUGUCAAAAAAUGAAGGAAAAAUUCGAUUUUUUUCUUCGUUUUUUGAUUAUAACUUAUAAAGUAUUCAUUUCCGAGAAUAGUUGUACCGACAUGAAAGUUGCGUAAUUAAAUUUCCUACAAUAUAGAAUUGAUUAAUAAUUUAAAAAAUAGUCACCCUUGUUGCAAAAUAGCAAUAAUUGCGAAAAAAACCAUACAAAAACAAGUAUUCGCAUUUUACGUUUUUCAACCAUUUAUGCUACACUUAGACCCUUCAUAUUUCACCCAGAAAAACUUUAUGAUACAGUAAAACAGUACUGUAAAUUUCAUUAAUAUCGGUUCUAUAGAUUUUGCAAAAUAAAUUUUGCAAUCCAGCUUUCGCAAAAAAAUUCAUUUUUUCAAAAUGUUAAAGGACUGAAAAUAAAGCAGGUAGCAAGUUGAAUUUUUUUUGCGUAUAGGAGUGUACUGUACUUUUCAUUUGCAAUUUGCAAAAUUAAAAUCGAUUAACUAUCACGGCGUCAGGAAUUUUUUUAAAUAAACAUUAAUUAUUGGUGCUACGCGCAGGACAGCGGAUAGUUUGCUCUGACUGGGCAUUCCAACGACCUUUGAUAAUGAUUGAUACAUUUUAAUUUUUAUUACAUUUCGAUAUAAAUAAAUAAAUUUGUUUGUUACAAAAUAAAAACACAUACUCUAUCUUUUGAAAUAACACUUUUUUUAGCAAAGACUUUCUUUGUUCAUAUAUUUUAACUUAGAGAAUAAAAGUUUAUUAUUUUUAAACAUAUGCAAUUGUUUAAACAAUAUUUCACAAACAAUAAUAAAAUUAGUUUGAUUUUUGUGGAAUUAAAAUAUUAAAAUACAACAAAAUAUAGAGUAAGAAAAUAAUAUAUUAGAUAAAGAUUGGAAGAAAUUUUGGCGGAAAUCAACUUGUGUGAAUCGAUCACCGCUGUCCUGCGCGUAGCACCAAAAAUUAAUGUUUAUUUAAAAAAUUUCCUGACGCCGUGAUAAUUAUUCGAUUUUAAUUUUGCAAAUUGCAAAUGAAAGGUACAGUACACUUCUAUAAGCAAAAAAAAAAUUCAACUUGCUAUCUACUUUAUUUUCAGUCCUGCAACAUUUAAAAAAAAAUGGAAUUUUUUUUGCGAAAGCUGGAUUGCAAAAUUUCUUUUGCAAAAUAUAUUAAACCGAUCUUAAUGAAAUUUACAGUGUUGUUUUACUAUAUCAUAAAGUUUUUCUAGGGGUGACUAUUUUUUAAAUUUUCAACCAAUUCUGUAUUAUAGGAAAUUUAAUUACACAACUUUUAUGUCAGUACAACUUUUCUCAGAAAUGAAUAGUUUUAAAGUUAUAAUCAAAAAACCAAAAAAAAAUCGAAUUUUUCCUUCAUAUUUCGACAUUUUGAUUAUUUAAACAAUGUGCCGGGCCAUUUUGAGUGGGAGGAUAAGUAAAAUAUUAUUAUUUGAGUUAUUUUCAAGCAAUUUCUGCAAAAAAAAUUUGAGUCACCUCUCAAGGUCCAUCUCAAAACAAAUGCGCCCUGGACUACAUAGUGUGUUCUCAAACUUACUGUUUUGCAAGGCGGUUAUAUCGUUUGCAUAGGCUAUUGUGUAGAAACCGUUCUUGCUGAGUUGGUCAACCAGGGUAUCCAAAACUAUGCUCCAUAGGAGUGGUGGCUUAUUGCACGUUAUCAUUGAUAUAGUCUCCUAUAAAAACAUUAUGUAUUAUUACAUUACAUUAUAUUACAGUAGAUAGGCUACUGACCCACCUUCUGCUACGCUCUCGAAGAAUUCGCUGUUCUUUAGUUUAAAUUUUAUUUUAUUACUGUUUUAAUAAUUAUUUCCCAUUUCUGUGAUACACAUGUACGUACUAUUUAUAAACAACAAUAUUUUUUUUUUAAAUAAAAUUACAAUAAAAUCCGGAACGUAAUUGAGAAACAUUCUUUAAUAUGUAUAAUUGAAAACUUAGAUUAUCUAAGCACUUAAAUAUUAUCAAUUAGAUGGUCAAUAUACGAAUCAAUAACAGUAACGUCAAGAAGGAUAAUUGUAGUAUUUGUAUUGGAUGGUUUUUUUUUGGAUUAGUAAAAUAGUACAAGAAAAAAAAACAAAAAAAAAUGAAUGUGAUAAGUUUACAUAUACAAUUUGCUUUAUAUUGUGUUUUAUUAAGUUUUACUCACUGAUUUUAUAGAAUAUUUCAAUUUUAUACAUGUUCUUAGGACGAAUAAAAUGUUUCAAACGUUAACAAA
This is a messenger RNA of Diabrotica virgifera virgifera (western corn rootworm), 28166 nucleotides long. RefSeq names its product protein kintoun. The record is from RefSeq and is a predicted model, not a curated record. NCBI's taxonomy places the organism in Eukaryota, Metazoa, Arthropoda, Insecta, Coleoptera, Chrysomelidae. The transcript is spliced from 4 exons. Gene Ontology annotation, biological process: axonemal dynein complex assembly. The coding region runs from base 291 to 2489 and encodes 732 amino acids. Gene Ontology annotation, cellular component: cytoplasm.